AUUUACAGGUAGUGACCGGCGCUAAAAGUAAAGCUAAGCUCAGAACAUCCCACGAACUUGUUAGUAAUAUUCGUGGUUAUAUCCUGACUGUCCCAAUUUGUGAGAAGCGCACGUGAUUAUAACAUGUGACUAUCGCAUGACCAGUAAACGGGAAACUAAGUCAGUUGUAUGUACCGUACUGUCAGAAGCUGAUUACUUGGGAUUUCUAGUUCAAAAGUUUGACAAAAUCAGGAUGUUAACAAGGCUGUUUGUCCUAGCUGUGUGUUUAAUCCAGGCUACUGAUGGACGUGGUGCCUUCAGAAAGAUGUUUCCAGAAAAAUAUCCAGAAAUGCUCCAAAAUGGAGUUGAUCCUGGACAGCCCCUUUUCCUGACUCCCUACUUAGAGAGUGGUGAUAUCGAGAAGGCCAAGGAAAUGAGCCUGACUACAUCUCCAAUCAUUACAAAGGGCUACUCUGGCUUCCUGACUGUCAACAAGACAAUCAACAGCAACAUGUUCUUCUGGUUCUUCCCAGCACAGACUGACCCAGUUAAUGCUCCUGUGUUGCUGUGGUUACAAGGAGGUCCUGGGGGUUCAUCACUCUUUGGUCUGUUUGUAGAACAAGGACCUAUCUUGGUGGACAAACAUGGAAACUUGCAGAGGCGAAAUAUCACCUGGAACAGCAAGUACUCCAUGCUGUAUAUUGACAACCCUGUAGGAACUGGUUUCAGCUUCACAGGAGAAGAUUCUGGCUAUGCUACUAAUGAGGAAGAUGUGGGAAGAGAUUUAUACAGCUGUUUAACACAGUUCUUCCAGAUCUUCAAUGAAUACCAGAAGAAUGACUUUUACAUCACGGGAGAGUCGUAUGCAGGGAAGUACGUCCCCGCCAUCUCCUACAAGAUCCACGUGGAGAACCCAACAGCUAAAGUGAAGAUCAACUUCAAGGGGAUGGCUAUCGGAGAUGGCCUCUGUGAUCCAAUAACGAUGUUCCCGAAAUAUGCUGACUUCAUGUUUAACAUCGGCGUUCUGGAUGAGAGUGAGCGGGACUAUUUCCAGUCACAGUCCGACCUAGCUGUGAAGGCAAUGCAGGAACAGAGGUUUGGGGAUGCUUUCAAGGUUUUUGAUGAGCUGUUAAAUGGGGACCUCACACAAGGACCUCCAUACUUCCAAAAUGUGACAGGGACUUCCAAUUACUACAAUUUCCUGCUAACAACGGAGCCUGCCUCCUUUAACUACUAUGGCCCGUUUCUCGCACGACCAGAAGUUCGAAGAGCGAUACACGUAGGCAAUCUCACUUACAAUGAUGGCAGCGCUGUGGAGAAGCAUCUCAUGAAUGAUGUCAUGCAGUCCGUCAAGCCAUGGAUAGCAACACUAAUGGAUAACUAUAGGGUGCUGAUCUACAAUGGACAACUGGACAUCAUCAUUGCUGUUCCGCUGACCGAGGCAUGGCUCCAGACAGUCCAAUGGAAGGGUCUUGAAGAAUACAAGAAGGCACCAAAACUCAUCUGGAAGGUUAACCCGAAUGAUACAGAUGUGGCAGGCUAUGUGCGACAAGUUGGCAACUUUUACCAGGUGAUCGUGAGGGGAGCUGGGCAUAUACUGCCAUAUGACCAGCCUGUCCGUGGAUUUGACAUGAUCCAGAGGUUCAUUGAAGGGCGCUAGGAAGAUUAACACAGCAAGACUACUUGCAUAUCUCGCUGCUCCUGAAACGCCACAUCACAUCUUUUGUAUGGAUUUAUUAUGCAUAUUAUCAGUGCUGAUGGCAAAAUAUCUUGAUGGUUUUGGUUACUUUUAAAUCAUAACUUGGGUCCAUACUUUCAGAAUGUAUAUAUUUUGAUAAAUCUAUGUACAUGUGAUAUUAUUGAUUUCAUAUUUUGAUGACAUGAGUAGUUUUGGAAAUAAAGUUUGAUGCUCAGA
This is a messenger RNA of Haliotis rufescens (red abalone), 1894 nucleotides long. Its product is annotated as probable serine carboxypeptidase CPVL. Gene Ontology annotation, molecular function: serine-type carboxypeptidase activity. The transcript is spliced from 13 exons. Gene Ontology annotation, biological process: proteolysis. The coding region runs from base 137 to 1639 and encodes 500 amino acids. NCBI's taxonomy places the organism in Eukaryota, Metazoa, Mollusca, Gastropoda, Lepetellida, Haliotidae. The record is from RefSeq and is a predicted model, not a curated record.